UGAAAAUGGGACGGAAAUCCCGGAAGUGCCCACGAACUUAAAUUUUUCCGGGAAAAUUUACAUAAAAAAUUUAAAUCACCCGCUAUUUUUCAAAACCCUAUCCCUAAUUUCAUCCUAUAAAAUCCCUAGUUUUCCUCUCCCUUCUUCACCAUACCUCAAUCGAAAAAAAUCCCUAAACCCUUAAUCCCCAAAUCCCGCCGGAACCCUAAACCUUCUUCCAAUUCCGACCAUGCCUGCAAUUCCCGACGAGCCUCUCCUUGCCCCUAACCCCGACCGCUUUUGCAUGUUCCCGAUUCAGUAUCCUCAAAUCUGGGAAAUGUACAAGAAGGCUGAAGCCUCCUUCUGGACUGCUGAGGAAGUCGAUCUCUCGCAGGACCUUCGCCAUUGGGAAUCUUUAACUUCCGAUGAGAAGCACUUCAUCACUCACGUUCUUGCGUUCUUCGCUGCCUCCGAUGGCAUCGUUUUGGAGAAUCUCGCCGGGCGGUUCAUGAAGGAAGUCCAAGUUGCUGAGGCUAGAGCCUUCUAUGGAUUCCAAAUCGCCAUCGAGAAUAUCCACUCGGAGAUGUACAGUCUUCUUCUCGAAACCUAUAUUAAAGACUCGAACGAGAAGAGUCGGUUGUUUCGCGCGAUUGAGACCGUCCCCUGCGUCAAGAAGAAGGCCGAUUGGGCGUUGAAGUGGAUCGACAGCACUGAAACGUUCGCUGAACGUAUUUUAGCCUUCGCUUGCGUUGAAGGAAUCUUCUUCUCAGGUAGCUUCUGUUCCAUUUUCUGGUUGAAGAAACGCGGGUUAAUGCCUGGACUCACCUUCUCGAACGAGUUGAUUUCGCGAGACGAAGGUCUUCAUUGCGAUUUCGCUUGUUUGUUGUAUUCACUGCUGAGGAAGAAGUUGAGUGAGGAUCGAGUGAAGGAGAUUGUCACGGAGGCGGUGGAUAUAGAGAGGGAAUUCGUGUGUGAGGCUUUGCCGGUGGCUCUCGUUGGUAUGAAUGGUGAUUUGAUGAGUCAGUACAUUGAAUUUGUAGCAGAUAGGUUGGUUGGAGCUUUAGGGUAUGGGAAAAUCUAUAAUGCCCAGAAUCCGUUCGAUUGGAUGGAGCUGAUUUCGUUGCAAGGUAAGACGAAUUUCUUCGAGAAGAGAGUUGGGGAUUAUCAGAAGGCGUCUGUGAUGUCAAAUUUGAAUGGACAUGGCGACACGCAUGAGUUUAAGAUGGAUGAAGAUUUCUAAGGAUUGAAGAUGAAGAUAAAGAUGAGUUCGUUGUGUAGAAUAAAAUUUGUGGGUUCUUCUUUCUUCUUCUCCUGUAACUUAGUAUUAAGAAUUAGACUUGAUUAUGUUUGUUUAAUUUCUUCUUGGUUGAGAAUGAAUGAUAUAAAACGUUACAUCUUUUUGUUUU
Cucurbita moschata (crookneck pumpkin) is the source of this 1385-nucleotide messenger RNA. Its product is annotated as ribonucleoside-diphosphate reductase small chain. NCBI's taxonomy places the organism in Eukaryota, Viridiplantae, Streptophyta, Magnoliopsida, Cucurbitales, Cucurbitaceae. Bases 230 to 1219 code for a protein of 329 amino acids. The record is from RefSeq and is a predicted model, not a curated record. Gene Ontology annotation, biological process: deoxyribonucleotide biosynthetic process. Gene Ontology annotation, molecular function: oxidoreductase activity. The transcript has a single exon.